Molecule: messenger RNA, 8313 nt
Organism: Camelus dromedarius (Arabian camel)
Lineage: Eukaryota; Metazoa; Chordata; Mammalia; Artiodactyla; Camelidae
Gene: SPATC1
Product: spermatogenesis and centriole associated 1
Exons: 5
Coding region: 3162-5159 (665 amino acids)
Biological process (GO): spermatogenesis
Cellular component (GO): centrosome
Molecular function (GO): protein kinase A regulatory subunit binding
Source: RefSeq, a predicted model, not a curated record
UAGGAGGUUUGUUAAGCCUACAAAGAAUCCCAAGCCAAGAUGGGAGCAAAGAUCCCUGAAGGCCUCGCCAAGCUGGCACGCUGAGCUGAAUCUAAUGAGGCAAAUUUGAAUGAGAACAAACUGUACAGAGGCCAGUGACCCAAGACCAGAGGGGUCUGACUCAGCAUAAGCAAGUGGGAAAAUACCGAAGGCUUGUCUGCAGUGGAUUCCUGAUGAGCCGGUGAGGAAUGAGAACCCUGAAUGGACGUGGGGAGGUUCCAGUCACCGUUCCACGGUGGUCCUGACCAAGAGCUCAGACAGAAGACAGCGAAGGGUCGGGGGAGCAGCCCCAGGACCCUGAACCCAGAACACAUGACCCAAAUCUGGGGGAUGAAUCCCUUGCUCUCCAGACCUUUGCUACUGUCUAUCCCAAACUCAAGCCCAAUUGAUUUGGACAACAAAGGACACUUGCCUACAUGACACAACAGGAAAAAAAAGAUAAGAAAAUUAGAAUGAAAAGAAAAUUAGAGAAGAGCACACAGAGGAAGCUUGGAGAAGCCCACACAGCAGGCUCUCUGGGACUCGAGCAGUAACCCCUGCCUCCAUGACUUCACCCCUCGGAGGCUUCAACGGCAUCACUCUCUGCAGCACAGCCAGACCCGACAGAGGAUCUUCACUCUAAACGCGGUCAUCCUCCCCGCUGGGCUGGUGUGACCAGAGCUCCAGCAGUCCCACCAGCAACUGCGAGGCUGUCCCCGCUCUGGCCCUUGCCCAAGACCAGUCCACCCAGUUCCCGCGAAAACUUCCUCACCGCCCUGUCCUGCACCUCCACGGGCCUCCUGCCUCACUCGCUGGGAGGACUGGCGCGGCCUCCUGACUGCGCUCCACUCAGCGGCUCCUUCUUCUCCAAUCCGUUCCCACAGCCCUUUCUUAAAGCCCUGCAAGGGCUUCCUGAGGCCCUUAGGAUGAAGAUCAACAGCAGUCCCGUGGCCACAAGGCCCUAUCACAGCUGGGCCUCUGUCCCCCAGCACGUAGCUCUCCUCCCUCCUCUGUCCCCUCACACGAGCCAGCCUCUUCCAGUUCCGUCAGGGGAGCACGGCCUCUGCACAGACUGCUCUCUCUGUGGAAAGCUCUCCUCCCACGGGGACACCUCCUUCAGCUGGUCUCAAUCAUCACUUCCUCAGGGAAGGCUGCCCUGAGCAAGCUCGGGGCCUAACCCACUGGCAGCCUCUCCCAGCACGGAGCGGGAGCACAGCUUUCAUCGCAGUGCGACAUCGACAUUCACAUGCGAUUAUUCCACUCACAGCUGCUCCGAUACACAUGGCGAGAUGGCCGAGAUGGCCGAUGAGGCAGGGACAGGUCCUGAUUCUGAGGAGAACUGAACCCCCAGUUCCUAACACAACGCCUGCUAUACAGUUGGUGCUCGAUUUAUAUAUUUUUGGAGGAAACCAGCACUGGUGCAAAGGGAAAUACAGAUGGUGUAUCAGUCAGAGUUCUCAUAUAUGAAGAAAUUUAUUUUAAGGAAUUGGCUCAUACAAUUGUGAGGACUAGAAAAUCCCAAGUCUGUAGAGCAGGCCGGAGACUCAAGCAGAAUUUCUGGAACAGUGUUGAGGCACAGUUCCCUCUUCCCUGGAAAACCUUUGUUUUCUAUCCUUAAGGCCUUCAAAUGACUGUAUGAAGCCCACCCACAUGACUGAGGGUCAUCUCCUUUACUUAAAGUCAACCUUCAGAGCAAUGGCUUGACUAGUGUUUGACCAAACACCUGGGCUCACAGCCCAGCCCAGCUGACACGUACAAUUUGACCAUCACAGAUGGCAAAGAGGGCAUCCACCCAAGGAGAGGCCGAUGGUGGGAGAAGCCUACCUGGUGGACGAGCACUGGGAGGGCGUGGUGAGCCGACUCUCACACGCUGGAGGAAAACCCAGCAGACAUGUUCUACUAAAAGCAGAGGAUGUGGAGAGGGGGUCUACUCCACCAGAGAAACCUCAGCCCUGGUCCCCAGGGCCAAAGGGAUUCAGCCAGGAUUACAGUCUGGGGUGUCAGAGAAGGGUGGGGGCAGACCCCCCAUUGUAAGGUCCAGGUAGAAUGUUCAACACAGGCUGACCCCAGCCCCGGCUGAUCUUCACCUCUGUCCUCACCCCCACACUCCUGCUGGGAGUGUGCUACGCCUUAUCUCAGGACUUCACCAUCCUCUCCUGGUUAAGAGCAGAUGCCCAGGAGCCAGUGGAGGUCAGGAGGACGUGGCCUUACUCAGCUCCUAAGGUCAAGCCUGCACAUCUCUCUGUGUAGAUGACUCUAAAAAAGGACAAUGCGAUAAGGACUCAGAGAUCUGAGUUCUUGGAACCUGAUGAGGAAUGCAGUCUUGGGUUCUUGAAGGACAAUAGUCAGGAAAAUUCAAGAAGCCAGAGAAAAGUGGGUACAGAGGGGGCCCCGCUGGGGAAUUAGGAAUAGGGGGAUCUGAGUCAUCAGAAAUGCAAACUUCAAGCUACAGGGAGCCAAGUGCUUGGACAAAGGAGCCCCUGGGCAGCAAUCAGAGAAAGGCUCUGGGCAUCCGGGGUCAGAAGAAAACAUAGCCCAGCAUCCAGGCAUCGAAGUAGAAUGUCUCCAGAAGAAGGCUAGCAGGCUAAAGCCAGUUGUGCCAAGACCCCAAGGAAAGGGCACCCUCUCCAGGAAGAACGGUGGUGAAUGUUCAUUCAACAGAGAUUCGCUGGUUACCCACCUACACCACAUCAAGCCCUUUGCUGGAUGCUGGCGAGUCGCACAGCCUUGCCCUGGAUGUAGAGUGAGUGGAACAGCAUUAAAGAGCUCACUGCACAGAACCAGGUAAACACUAGGACAGAGGACACGCCUGCAGGGGAGGCAUAGAGGGCGGUGACAGGGAAGCUUCACGGGGACGGGGGGCACUUGAGAGAAAAGCUGGCUGGAUAGAGAAGGGGCGGUAAGUUGCAGGCUGAAGCAGGGCCUGUGCCCAGGCCGAGGCACGGAGAGCUGAGCCUGUUAGAGCAGAGAGGGCAAGGAGGAGGGCGCAGCCUCUGACCUCACAAUACCCAGGGCCCACUGGGCCAGCCUUACAACCUGCAAACUCUGGUGCCCUCCUCCAGCCCGGGCAAGGCCCGGGGCCCUGGGCAGCCUCCAGGUGCAGUGCCCUCCUGUGGGCUGCACCCUUCCCGCUGCCCCGGGGCAUGUCUCUACUCACCAAUUAUGAGGGGCUUCGGCAUCAGAUCGAGAGACUGGUGCGGGAAAAUGAGGAACUGAAGAAGCUGGUGCGGCUCAUUCGGGAGAAUCACGAGCUCAAGUCAGCGAUCAAGACACAGGCGGGUGGCCUGAGCGUCAGCGGGUUCAGCAGCGGGCUCGGGGAGCUGGCAGCUGGCCCUUCUCCACACCAGGGUGUCUUCCUGCACCCGUCCCCGGCGGCAGCAAAUGAACCUGUCCUGGAAGAAGUGGGGAUUGUGACUCUGGCACCCCUGGCCGACAUGCUAAACAGCCCACAGCCCAGCUCUGCUGCAGGCCCCAUCGUGAACCCAUUGCCGGGCCCUCUCCACACGCUUCUACCUGCCCCAGGGCCCAUCUCACAGAGCAGCCCGCUCACCAGCCUCCUGACUGGCCCCCUGAGCAGCCACCCGGCCAGCCCCAUGGCUGUGUCCCCGGUGGGCACACUGGCCAGCUCUCUGGGCCUGCCCUCCACUGGCCCCCUGACUCCAAGCAGCCACCUGGCCAGCUCCCUGGGCCUGCCCUCCACCGGCCCCCUGAUGGCCCCUAUGACAGGCUCGGUGGGUGUCUCUCUGAGCAGCCCCCUGCUCACCUCCACAGCUGCCCCUCUAGGUGUCUCUCAGAACCUUCUGGCCAACCCCAUGAGCAAUCUGGUGCUGUCAGAGCCCCCGAGGGUGCGGCUGGCAGAGCCACUCCGAGGAUGCCCCUCUGGACCCCAUCCCUCAGCUGGCAGGGGACCUGCUGCCACCUGCAAAGUCCCUGUCUCCACUGAGCACCCCCAGCCAACCCAGGAGCCGGACCCCCUCAGCAUGACAUUUGUGGGUGCACCCAUCCAGACCUCCACCCCCGCUGGUACCACAGCCACACCUGACCCCAUGGCAGCCUUCUCCUAUGGCACCUCAGAUGUCGGGACCCAGCCUGGUGGCUCCCAGGGGCAAGCGGUUCCUGCCUCUGUCCCUGCAUCCUCGACAGCCUCCGCCCCCAUCACAGUCCUCCCCUCUGCUCCUACUCCUGCUCCUCAAGCUGCUACGAACUAUGCCCCCUCAAACACCCCCCACCCCUCCACCCAGAUGCACCACUCCCCGACCUUGCCCUCACCCACCACCCACUCCCCUCCACGCAACCCCCACUCCCCGCCUCGAACCUCGUCCUCCCCGGCUUCAGUCAACGACACCCGAGGUCCACGUGUCGCAGAGCCAGCUCGGAAAAGCAUCCUGGAGCUGGAGCGGAAGCUUGCCCACCGAAAGAGCGGCAAAUUCCCUGACAGCUCCCGAGAAUCGAAGCAGCUGGCCUGGGAGAGGCUGGUGGGGGAGAUUGCCUUCCAGCUGGACCGCAGGAUCCUGUCCAGCAUUUUCCCCGAGCGUGUGCGGCUGUACGGCUUCACCGUCUCCAACAUUCCCGAGAAGAUCAUCCAGGUGUGUUGUGCCCGUCUCCCACCCUCCGCCAGAGGGCCAGCCUGCAGGGCACGGAGAGGGAGCAGGCUGGCCCCUGAGGGCUGCUGGGCCCUGCACUCCAGGCAGGCCGAGCGCAUCAGAACCAGGGGGCACCCUGGGAUAGGAGAGCACGGCGCUCAGUCCAAGUGGCCAGCAGGUGUCCGGGACAUCCGGGACAUCCGGGGCAUCCGGCAGCAGGAGCCUGUGCUCCCAGGUGCACGCAUGGCCUCCCCAAGGGGCAGAGCAGGGGAGGGUCCCCAGCAAGGUCAGGCCUGUGCUCCCCAUCUUUGCCACUGCGAUGGCCUCUGGUCUGCCAGGCCUCGCUCCCAGGGGCCCUCCUCAGACUGGCAGCGCUCACGCCUUCUCCCCAGCCCUGUCCGAGUCCUCAAAGGAAGUCCUCACGGGUCAUACGGGGCACAGGGGAGGCAAGUCUCAGAGUGUCUGAGCGGCUGGCGGCCUGGUGGCCUGUCGGGGUCUUCAGGCGGGCUCACCGCAGUGUAUUCCCAGCACGCUCAUCCACCGAGCUGCUCCCACUGAGCUGCUCCCGCUGACGGGUACGGAGGACGGCACUCCCCAAACGUGCUUGGCGCGUGUCCUCGCCACCCGCCAGGCGGUGCGGGAGGCCCGCGGACAGACAGAAGCGCUCCGGGUCUGGGGCGCGGGCUGCGCUUGGUGGAGAAGGCCCAGGAGCCUCUUUCCAGAAAGAGCGCUUGCGCAGCUGCCCCCCCCCCGCCCCGCCCACGGGGGGUGGGGCCGCCGCGUGGGGCAGGGGCGGGAGACGCCCCCCGGCGCCUUUCAGCCUUUCAGUCGCCCAGCGGGAAGUAGCUGCGUGUCCCCAGGCCACUCUCUCUCCAGCCGUCCUGUGAUGAGUGGAGGGGCUGUAGGCCUGGGUAUGUGCGUGGGCAGGAAUGACCUUGGUUUCAGUGGGCUCACCUGUGUCCCGGUUUGAGUUUUGUUAAGGUGUCCUUUGGUUAGGUUUUAAUUUGAAUGUGGUCAGAAUUAUCCACCUUUUCCUUUGUCAUUUGUACUUUUCACAUCGUGCUUAAGGCUGGAGCUGCCCAGCCCCUCCCCGUCCCCACUCUCAGUCCCACGUGUGUGGGCUCGUGGUCUGCAGUCUGGCCCUGCCCAGGUGACAGUGUCCCAGUCAUGGGAGCAGGGGGAGCCUGGGCAUCUCUUCUUCCAGAUGUCCUAGCUCCUCUUGGCCCUUUGCUCUUCAACAUGAAUUUUAGGAAAACCUAGUUCAAAUUUUGAGGUUCUCGUUGGUUUAUAGGUAGAACUGGGGAAGUUUCACACGUUUGCGUGUUGGUUACCCAUCUGUUGCUCCUGUCAGUGGAACCCCCUUUGGUCUUUCUGGUUUGACGAUUCUUCACUCGUGUCCUGGACUGCCCACACCACUGCUGUCAUGAGUGCAGACUGGUAGUGGUUGUUUAAAAAUGGUAAAUAUUUAUGUCUUUCAAAUGCUGCAUCUGAUAUUUAGUUGGCAGAAACAUUUAAUUAUAAGCACAACUGACCACGUAGAAGUUAGAUAUUAAACAGUGAAAAGAAGUUUCCCAUUGCUUGAAGAUGCCUGCUUAAAUGGAAGGUGGUAAGAACGCAGAGACCCAAAUGGCACCCCAACGGGCUCCUGACAGUUUCAGGGACAGUGUAAGGUAAAAAGUGGGCCGUGGCCCAGUUCCUGGGAAUCCCUGCCCUUUCCCCAAAGUCGUUGGAAUCAUCCUCCUCAUCACGUGAAACAACCAAGCCCAUGAAAGCUGGCAACACCGCCCCUCACGGCCUCUGGCUCCCUUGCCUUCUGGGACGGCCCUCGCUGUCUGUACAGUGUGUCUGCUUCUACUUUAAACACACAUACCGGCCUCAUGUCUUCUCUGGCCUUCUGAGACAGCCUACACUCAGUCUGCAGAGUGUGCGUCUCUCUGAAUAAACCUGCUUUUACUCAACAACAACAGCAACAACCAAACGCAGAGACCUCUGAGGGGAGCGUGAGCUGUGCGUGCCCUCCCCUCCCCCGCUUCCCCUUCACCGGGAGUGGCCGCUUAUGCCAUAGAACUUGAGAGUCACCACACUACAUGGCAGCCCUUCAGAGAAGACACAGGGAGAGGAAGCAGGCCACAUGCAAGGAGGUCAAGGAGACUGGUGCCCUGAGCAAUGCUUCAGCCUCCAUCUUGGCGGCCUCUGGGGAGCCAGCAGUUCUUACCACAACACUCUUCUGGUCGUUCUGCCCAGCUGCCACCAUUCCCCUUCCAUCCAGCGACGGCCAGAGCUGCCCACGCUCCCGAGAAGCUGCUCCACUCAAGCCCACCUGUACAGAAGUUGCCUUCAGGAGAACCCUGACCGGCCCUCUGUAGGGCCCACUGCGGGCUGACUGAUGCCUGGUCACACCUGAUGAUCACAAAGGUGCUGCUUGGCUCAAGGCUGCCCUGCCUGCUUGGCUGGGUCGUUCGUUGAUUCUAUUUGCACUUAAGUCCACUUUGCCCAGGUUUUAUUUCCCUACAUCAAGACAUCCUGCUUGUUUCUCUGCAUGUUGAACUCCAGUGUUGGUGGCUGCUAGAACCUCUUAGUUCUACCUGGACUCUCCACACCAGGCAAGACCUGAAAGCUAUGGCGGAACCCCAUUAUCGCUAAGGACUCACUGACUCUGUUCACAGAGCAUGGCUAUCUUUUUCAUGAGCUCGCAGUUAUGCCAUCUUUUAAGCCCAACUAGAAGUUGUCCCAGCACUCAUGCCUGUCACUUCUACUCAGUUGCGAAGAUCUUCUGUCUGUGGGAGGUGCUCUGGCUCCCUCCCCUUCCAAGCCUUGUCCUGGGAGACCCCGAGUCCAGCAGCAUCAGUGUGUGGGUCACUGGGGCUGGUCCCUCGUCACUGUGUCCGGCCCAUGGUCCCCCAGAUGCUCUCCUGCUCACUAGCAUGCUGAGAAUAUUUCUGAUUUUUGUGUAUCAAUUUGUUAUCUAGCUACCUUGCCAAACCUUCUUACUAGUUCUAAUAGCCACGUUGUAUGUAGUAUUUGUCAAAAGCAAAUCCCACAACCUCAUCCUGUUCCUGACUUGACUGGGAACACACACUUCGAGUCUUCUGGUUAAGUACGGUGUGUGUUCAAGGCUUUCUGCCAGAUCUUCUUUAGGCAAACCAAUCAGAGCCCUUGGUUGCAGAUAACAGAACCCACACUAGCUGAUAUAAACAGAGAGAGGGUUAUUAUAAAUGCUUAGGUGUUCUGAGAAGCUCCAGUGAAACUCUAGGAAGGAGACAGAUCUGGGCUCAUCUGCUGCACAGCCAGUAAAAUUGCCAGCACACCACGGAGUUCCCUAGUGGGCACACCAUUGCCAUCGCUGCCCCAGGAGCAACACACAGACACUUGGUUGGAUGCCUGAAGUUUGGUACAGCCACCCCUGAAGAACCAGUGCCAGAGCCCCUGGCUCGCCUAAAACCUACUCCCCUGCCUGCACUGCCCCCUCCAGGAGCCCCACCUGGAAGUCCCACCCACCUGCACUUGCUGGGCAGAAACCCAGGUCGGAGGGGUCCCAAAGCCACAGGGGAUUUUUUAGCUUCCAGCCUCUUAGAGUUCAGGAAGGCACUAGAAUGCACUAGUACAGGAGCCAGGUGAGCCAGGGUUAGUAUUUGGUUAAGAAGUUGCCUCUUCCUCCUUUGUUGAGGGUUUUUUCUUACUCAUGAACAAAUAUUGAACGUUUUAGAAUGUC